This is a messenger RNA of Indicator indicator, 1242 nucleotides long. RefSeq names its product oocyte zinc finger protein XlCOF6.1-like. The record is from RefSeq and is a predicted model, not a curated record. The coding region runs from base 1 to 1242 and encodes 413 amino acids. NCBI's taxonomy places the organism in Eukaryota, Metazoa, Chordata, Aves, Piciformes, Indicatoridae. The transcript is spliced from 2 exons.
AUGGCCUUACAGAAGGAUGCAGAGAAUAGCUGGGAUGAGAACUACCCUGAGAACAAGAUGAAGGAGCAGAAGUGGAGCCCAAAGGAAGAGGAUGACAAGAUGGAGGAUACAGCAGAGGAUGAUGCUUUGUGUGAGCAGAAGGAGGAAGAUGAGGAUGAAGCUGGCUCAGUGCCAGUGAAGCAUCCCUGCCCCCAUCCUGGCCCCCAUGCCUUCAUCUGUGGUAACUAUGGCAAGAGGUUCAGCAGGAAAAAUGACCUUGUGAAGCAAUGCCUCAGCCACAGCAGUGAGAAAUCCUUCACCUGCAAGGCCUGCAGGAAGAGCUUCAAAUACAGCUCCAAACUCACCAUCCACCGCCGCAUCCACACUGGAGAGAAGCUGUUCCCCUGUGCUGAGUGCGGCAAGAGCUUCACCACGAGCACUUUAUUCAUCCAGCACCAACUCAUCCACAGCGGUGACAAACCCUACAGCUGUGCUCACUGCGGCAAGAGCUUCAGACGGAGCUCCACCCUCACCGAGCACCGUCGUGUGCACACUGGUGAGAAGCCUUUCACCUGUGCUGACUGCGGCAAGAGCUUCACAGAGAGAUCCAACCUCACGCGGCACCACCGUGUACACACUGGUGAGAAGCCUUUCACCUGUGCUGACUGUGGCAAGAGCUUCAAAGACAGCUCUACCCUCACCAUCCACCGCCGCAUCCACACUGGAGAGAAGCUGUUCCCCUGUGCUGAGUGCAGCAAGAGCUUCACCACGAGCACUUUAUUCAUCCGGCACCAACUCAUCCACAGCCAUGACAAACCCUACAGCUGUGCCCACUGCGGCCAGAGCUUCACACAGAGCUCUUACCUCACCCGGCACCGUCGUGUGCACACUGGUGAGAAGCCUUUCACCUGUGCUGACUGUGGCAAGAGCUUCACACAGAGCUCCAGCCUCACCAAGCACCGUCGUGUGCACACUGGUGAGAAGCCUUUCACCUGUGCUGACUGUGGCAAGAGCUUCAGCUUUAGUUCCUAUCUCACCAAGCACCGUCAUGUGCACACUGGUGAGAAGCCUUUCACCUGUGCUGACUGCGGCAAGAGCUUCAGCAGCAGCUCCAAUCUCACCCAGCACCGUCAUGUGCACACUGGUGAGAAGCCUUUCACCUGCCCUGACUGUAACAAGAGCUACAGCAGCAGCUCCAGUCUCACCAAGCAUCGCCGCAGCCACACCAGUGUGCAGCCCACAGUGCGGGGGAGGCACAAAUAG